Molecule: messenger RNA, 914 nt
Organism: Hemicordylus capensis (graceful crag lizard)
Lineage: Eukaryota; Metazoa; Chordata; Lepidosauria; Squamata; Cordylidae
Gene: PPCDC
Product: phosphopantothenoylcysteine decarboxylase
Exons: 6
Coding region: 183-809 (208 amino acids)
Biological process (GO): coenzyme A biosynthetic process
Cellular component (GO): phosphopantothenoylcysteine decarboxylase complex
Molecular function (GO): FMN binding; phosphopantothenoylcysteine decarboxylase activity
Source: RefSeq, a predicted model, not a curated record
CGAAGCCCGUCUCAAGCGCUGGUUGAGAGUUGGGACGGGGGCGGGGAGGGGAAUGCGUUGGUGACGCGGUGCCCCACGUGACACCGGAGGGGGUUGAAGGAGCGUUAACCCUACAAAGCCCGGGCGGCAGGCAGGUCUCCUCUCCCCCCACUCCCUGGGAAGAUGGAACGGGACUGCUAACGAUGGCCGAUAUGAAUUCCCCAAAGUGUCCUACGCCACAGCCCCAGCCUGCUUCCACCCAGAAGAGCACUCGCAUCCUCAUCGGUGUAACCGGAAGUGUGGCUGCCUUAAAGUUGCCUCUUCUCAUCUCGGAGCUGCUGAAGAUACCCUCACUGGAAGUUCAAGUGGUGACUACAGAACACGCAAAGCACUUUUACAACCCUCAUGAGAUUCCAGUCACCCUCUACAGUGACACCGAUGAAUGGGAGCUCUGGAAAGGGCGCACGGAUCCGGUGCUGCACAUUGAGCUGAGGCGCUGGGCCGAUAUCAUGGUGGUCGCCCCUCUGGAUGCAAACACCCUGGCUAAAAUUGCCAACGGCCUCUGCGAUAACUUGCUGACAUGCAUCAUCCGUGCCUGGGAUCUGAGCAAACCGCUGCUCUUCUGCCCUGCCAUGAACACAGCCAUGUGGGAGCACCCCAUCACCGUGCGGCAGGUGGAGCAGCUGAAGGGCUUUGGCUACGUGGAGGUUCCUUGCAUUGUGAAGAAGCUGGUUUGUGGAGACGAAGGGCGCGGCGCCAUGGCAGAAGUGCCAACCAUUGUGGAGAGAGUCAAGUCCAUCCUGUCUGAGUGGGGCCGCCUGCCCACGUAGUGCCGGAGUGGGCUGCAUUUCUUCCUCCUCGUGGGCAAUCGGUGGGCUACGAAGAUGGGAGGAGCCAACAAAAAAUGUGAAGAAUUGCCUUCUUGGGAAACAAAA